CCCUGCAGUCAACACCAAUUACUUUACCAUUCUAAAGUCUCUGUAAAGCCAGUGAAUAUUUUCCAAAUCUCCAAACACUCUGAUUGCUUCAACCCAAGUACGAUGGCUUCUGCUUCGUCUUCUUCUACUCAAGAAAAGUACGAUGUCUUUCUUAGUUUUAGAGGUGAGGACACUCGCAACGCUUUUACCAGCCACCUCAAUGCUGCUUUGUGUCGAAGAAAGAUUAAAACUUUCAUCGAUGAUGAAAUUAAAAGAGGAGAUGAGAUUUCACCCUCUCUUUUGUAUGCAAUUGAAGGAUCAAAGAUUUCAAUUGUCAUUUUCUCUAAAGACUAUGCUUCUUCUCAAUGGUGCCUCGAUGAACUCGUGAAGAUCAUGGAUUGCAAGAAGAUGCAUGGUCAGAUUGUGAUUCCAAUUUUCUAUCAUGUAAAUCCAUCAGAUGUAAGGAAGCAAACUGGGACUUAUGGAGAUGCAUUUGCUAAGCAUGGAGUACGAUACCGGCAGAAGGAAGAGAUGUUGCAAAGAUGGAGGAGUGCUUUGACGGACGCAGCCAAUCUAUCUGGCUUUGAUUCAAAUAUCGUUAGGCCUGAAUCAAAACUUAUAGAGAGGAUUAUUGAACAUACUUUGAAGAGAUUGAAUGAUAUGUCAUCUAUUGAUAAUAAGAACUUGAUUGGAAUAGCAAUGAAGGUUCAAGAAAUUAAAUCUUUAUUGUCUAAUGGACCAAAAGAAGUAUUCAAGGUAGGGAUUUGGGGUAUGGGUGGUAUAGGCAAGACAACUCUUGCUGACGCAGUUUUCAAUGACAUCUCAAGUCAAUUUGAAGCUUCUUAUUUCACUAAAAAUGUUAGGGAAGCAUCGGAAAAAGGUGAACUAAGUCACUUGCGACAAGAACUUCUUUCUACAAUAUUAGAGGAUGAACACGUCAAUAUAAGGCUCACAUUCACAAAAGAAAGGCUUGGACGCAAAAAGGUUCUUAUUGUUUUUGAUGAUGUGACAGACUUGAAACAAAUAAGGGAAUUAAUUGGAGAUCUUGAUUAUUUGGGUUCUGGAAGUCGAAUCAUUAUAACAACAAGGGACAAACAAGUGCUUAAAACUUGUCGACUCGAUGAUGUGACCAUAUAUGAGGUCAAAAGAUUAGAUGGUUAUGAAUCUUUUCAACUUUUUAUACAGCAUGCCUUCAAACAAAACCAUUUUAUCGAUGAAGGUUAUAUGGAGCUAUCAAAUAGAGUAAUAAAUUAUACUAAAGGUGUGCCUUUAGCUCUUGAAGUCUUAGGUUGCUUUCUACUUGGUAGAGAAAAAUUUGAAUGGGAAAGUGCAUUGGAUGAAUUAGAAAACUCUCCCAAUAAGACUAUUCAAACUGUGCUUAAGAUAAGUUACGAUGGAUUAGAUUGUAAAGAGAAGGAUUUAUUUCUAGAUAUUGUGUGCUUCUUUAAUGGAUGGGAUAAUGAUCUGGUUAGUAUCUUCAGUUCACGUAUUGGAAUCAGUGUUCUCAUUGAUAAGGCUCUCAUUUCUAUUUCAUACAAAACCAUAAGAGUUCAUGAUUUGCUUCAAGAUAUGGGUAGGGAAAUUGUUCGACAAGAGUCUGUUCAUAAACUUGGCCAUAGAAGUCGAUUGUGGCAUUAUAAUGUCGUCUAUCAUGUACUGAAAAAGAAUCUUGGAACUGAUACAGUACGUGGCAUAUGUUUUGAUAUGUACCAUAUAAGAGACAUACACCUGAAUCCGUCUGCUUUCUCGAAGAUGCAUAAUCUAAGAUUCUUGAUUGUGUAUAACUCAUAUUGGAUACACGAUAAUAAGGUGCAUGGUUUUGAUGGCAUUGAAUUUGAUUUCACAGAGCUAAGAUGCCUCCAUUGGGAUAAUUACCCUUGCACAUUGUUGCCAUUGAAUUUUGAUCCAGAUAAUCUUGUUGUACUUAAGAUGCACAACAGCAAUCUUGAACAACUAUGGACUGGUACUAAGGAUCUUGCUAAUUUAAAAUACAUUGACAUAAGUUACUCAAAUCAUCUACUUAAAGUCCCAGACCUAUCAGAAGCUCAAAAUCUAGAGAGCUUGAUUCUAGAAGGUUGUACAAGUUUGUUUGAGAUUACUCCUUUAUCUCGGAAUCUCAAUAAACUUGUUAAUUUGAAUCUAAGAAAUUGCAGAAGCCUUAUCAGUCUCCCAAUUGGCAUUCAAUCUAAGUCUUUAAGAGAUGUUGUUCUCUCUGGCUGCUCUAGUCUCAACGCUGCUCCAAGGAUCUCAUGUAAUAUGGAACGAUUGUGUUUAGAUGGAGCUGCAAUAAAAACAUUAUCUUCUUCGAUCGAAAGUCCCUCGAGACUAGUUCAAUUGAAUCUUCAGGGUUGUUCAGGGCUUGAAAGUCUUCCAAGCAGCUUUUGUAAUUUGAAUUCCCUUAGACAACUUAAUCUCUCUGGUUUGUCAAACCUAAAGUUUGUUCUAGGGAUCCCACGCAAUAUAGAAGAGUUAUAUUUAGAUGGAACUGCGAUAAAAGAGUUGUCUUCAUCGAUUGAGAAUGCAUCCAAUCUAGUAAGAUUGAGUCUAAAAAAUUGUUCAAGCCUUGAGAGUCUUCCAAACGGCCUUUUUAAAUUGAAUUCUCUGAAAUAUCUUUGUAUCUCUGGUUGUUUGAAGCUUAAUGGAUUGCUCAAAGACAUAGGAAAUUUAGAAAGUUUGGAAGUGCUAGAUGCUCAUGGAAUUCUUUUAGGAGAACAACUAUCAUCUCUGGGACAUUUGAAGAAUCUUCAUCAUUUAUCUUUUGAGGGAUGUAAGCUGAAGCCUCCAUUGCCUAUUUUACCAGGUCUUCCAUUUCUAAGGAGAUUAAAUAUAAAUCACUGCGAUCUUACAGAGUUACCCAAUAAUCUUGGCGAGUUGUCCUUCCUCACAGAUUUAAAAUUGGACGGAAACAAUUUUGAGAGUCUACCAACAAGCAUCAUUAACCUUUCUGCUUUAAAGCUACUUAGCAUAAGUUUUUGUAAUAGGCUUCAAUCCUUACCAAAGCUUCCAUGUAAUCUGCAAGAAGUUGAGGCAGAUGGUUGCAAAUUGCUGAAAGUGUUAUCUGGUUUGGAAACUCCGAGUGAUAGUAUAAUAUCUAUCACUGAUAGAUAUUACAACAUGACGCUUAACUUCAGCAAUUGCUUCAGUCUAGAUUGGGAUGCAGUUAGAACGAUUUUGAUUGAUUCUCUCUUGGAAUUUUCAAAGCGGAGUAUUGUCAGAGCUUAUUUAGUAUUCCCUGGGAGUGAAAUUCCAGAGUGGUUUGACAUUCAAAGUAAUGGAUCUCACAUAGAGUUACCACGUGGUUGGGUUAAUGGUACAUUUUUCGGUUUUGCCUUUUGUGCCAUUGUCGGAAUUCCCAAAAACCAUUGCUGUUCAUCGACUGUUGGGUAUUUGUUGCGUUGGAAAUUCCCAAUGUAUAGCCAGCCUCUUGAUAGUGCCCUAUUUACCACUGGACGUAUUAAUUCAGAUCACGUAUUCGUGUGGUGUAGUUUCGGUACAGCAGCUGAGGCUUCCUUUUAUGGAGAUACGGAGGCCAUCAUCAAUUUCUACAGUCCAAACGAUCUAAUAAUAAAGAAGUGUGGGGUCCGUCUGUUUUAUGCACACUCCCGAAAAGAUUAAAACUCUCGUUACAGGUAAUUAAAGAACAUAUAUACCUUAAUCUUUACGUCACAUAAUGAAGUAGUUCUAUCUCUAGACUAUUUUCAUGCUUUAUGACUAAUUUUUGAAUGAUUUUCU
Molecule: messenger RNA, 3711 nt
Organism: Pistacia vera
Lineage: Eukaryota; Viridiplantae; Streptophyta; Magnoliopsida; Sapindales; Anacardiaceae
Product: disease resistance-like protein DSC1
Exons: 5
Coding region: 103-3594 (1163 amino acids)
Biological process (GO): defense response; signal transduction
Molecular function (GO): ADP binding
Source: RefSeq, a predicted model, not a curated record